AUGAAUUCCGGCAGCUCCGCCUCUCCCUACUGGCCCGACGCGUCAUCCGCGUCUAGUGCUGCUCAAACUCACAAUCACCACAAUCACUCUUAUGCCACUGGCAGCCCGUCCAGCGCUGGCGCGCAGUACGGUGCACAGAGUGGCUAUAACGGGAGUAGCAAUGGGUAUUCAGUACACGGUCAGGCGCAACAAUCGCCAACGCAGGCGUCGCUUUAUCACUCCCAGCAGCACCACGCUCAUCGCCCGAGCUUGGGGCUGGCUAUAGGCAAUAAUCGCCAGCAGGGUCCAGGGAGUUCAUCCUCGUCGUCAUUGCAAUAUGCACUUCGUCCUCAGACCCAGCACACAUCGCUUUCGGCGCACUCGUCGCCCCAAAACCCGGCCCCAUCCUCGUUUUCUCCUAGCUCGUCGCUGUCUACGUCACUUUCACUUUCGUCGCUUUCAAGCGCAUCUUCGUUGAAUUCAAAUUUGAACUCAAACGUGGGAGGAGGCGAGAUGGCCAAUCUCUCACCUAUCAGCCCUCACGCGUUCGCCCCUCACCAGUCUCGCGACAGGAGCGGGAGUAUGAGCACACACCCGCAGUCACAUAUUCUCAAUCAGCAGAGCCAGGGCCACCAUGCUCAAAAUCACGUCCACUACCAUGUGUAUCAGGGGCACGAAGCCCGGACAGCGACUUCUAAUCAGACAGCCCACGCAAAUAUUAAUAGCGAGGCGAACUUCGACAUAAACUCGUCAAGGCUGUAUGCUUUUGACAACAAUGGUCACGUAUCGUCAACAUCUGUCUCUAUUGCAUCUGUACGUCCUGGUUCUGGAUCAGGGUCUAAUUCAGGCUCCGGAAGCGUUGGCAUGGACUCACCGCGUUCUGGACUUGCAAUGCACUACAAUCGUUCUACGAACCCACAUGCCCAUAGCCAGUCGCCGUUUGCCCAUACGCACCCACAGCCGCACACAAGACCCCCUUACACAGCGCAUACAGGCAGCUACAAUUCCCACGAUAAUCGUAAUCCCCAAGCGUACGCCUCAGUACCAAGGACGCAUGUAAAGACGGAGCCGGAUCUUGAGGAGUCGUGUUCGCUUCACCAUCGCGACCCAGCGGCUUCCCCAGAAUUAUCGAACAAUGCCGGAGGGAGCGGAGGAGCACGAUUCGUCAUGGAACACCCGUACCCGUAUCAUUAUGCCUCACCCUCAGUCCGCGGAAGAGACAACAAACGUAAGUCUGAAGCUGGAUUGCGUCAAGGAAGGUCCGUCUCCCCGCUUUCGCCGCAAUCUGGCGCUUCGUAUCCGCCCACUAGUUCGGCCGAAGGUUUACAAUCCCCGCAAGACCUUGGUAGUGUCUCUGCGCAACCAAACUUUCAGGAAAGUCAGCCGCAACAUGCCCCGCACUCGCUGACAGCUCCUCUCCGCGCGGUUAAUGCUAGCGCACCAAUGCGCGCAUGCAUGGGUGUCUUCCGACUCGAUCCCUUCGCGCAACUGAACGGAGUGGCUCUGCGCUGCGGCGGAGGCUUCGUCUCCGACAAUGACCCCUUCCUCUCAGGCGACUUCAGUUCAAAGAGAUCAAAGGGGAAGUCCAAGAACAAGUCAAAGAAGAAGACCAAGGGGAAAAACAAGAAAAGAAAGCGAAGCAACUCGGACUCUGCUUCUCCUGGACUGGACGACGAAGAUGGAGAUGAAGACGAAGAUGCGGAGGACGAAAUUGACGACGCACCGACGUGGGAUGGCUUACCUGCUGGACCGUUGACAGAAGAACCUGUUCUUCUAGAGUUCCAGCUGUAUUUUGAAGGUAUGGAAGUCGAGGGUGAGGAUCAUCAAGACGUCCCUGCCGUAGCUGUCAACGUCGUCGAGCAAGGUAACGAAGAAGAGUUGGAAGACUUCUUUGAUGACUCUGUCGAUAGCUACGGGCGCACGUACCUAACGAGGGGACACGAAGAGUCGACCAAUAAUCGAGUCGAGAGAGAGAGGGAAAGUAGGCUGGACAGGCUGAGCUUACGAGCGAUGAAUAGGCCCACUGAAGACGCGAUGAUCAGCCGACGCAAUAACACUGCGUAUGGCUUGGAAGACCGCAAGUCUGACGUCCAGCAUCAUGAACAUGGGCAUGAACGUGUGCAGUCACGCCUUGUACGAGCACGCGCUGCAACGACGGGUGUUCUCGAAGAAUAUUUGCACCUUAACCUUGAUGUGGACUUGGAUGGUUGGGUCUCUGCAGAACCCUCGCCGACGACGCCGCACCCGCUCUCGCAGACCCACUCGCAGACCAGCUCCACUGCUUUCUCUCAGACACAGCAUGGCUCAGCGUAUUCGCGGACUCCGGACUCGACCCCAACGCGUAUACCCCAAUUAGGCGGCAACAACAACAACAACAACAGUACAGCCGAUAACAACUCCUCCUCGCCAUUCAAUAAUUUUACGAACACGCAUAACAUCAAUGGCGUUUUUUCUCGGUCACGAUACAUCGACUCGUCAGGGUAUAUACGUCUAAGCGAUGCGCAUGUGCAGAUGAGCUCGGGCAAUUCUAGUAAUGCACCUUCCGGGCAGCCUUCCAACCCAAGUCCUUUUGCGUCUUCUUUCUCAGGAGCGACGGGUACGGGCGCAGUAGCCGCCACACUUCAGCAACUCCGAACACAAGCUGCGUUACGCGCGGUCUCAGCACAUACUCAGAAUAACUCCCUUCAGGCUUUGUCUAGAGGAUAUUCAGAAGGUGGGAACGCUCAGCGGGGAAAUGGGCCUGCAAACUCAACGACUGCAGGUGGGGCGACUGCGCAACCGGCAGGGGGAGCAGGAGGGGCGGUGAACUUCACUCCAACGCCUGCGAGCGUCGCGGCAGAGAUGCAGUCUGGAUUACUCGCCUCCAGUCGUUCACACCAACAACAGCAGCAAGCACAGCAACAGCAUCAACAACAAGGGUGUAGGAUGCGCGCGACAUCCGUUUCUCACAGGAUUGGAGGGAACAGUAACAAUAACAACACCUCCGCUUAUUCCUCUUACGCUCCCGCCGGAGGUAUCCCUCCCUCUUCCUCAUCUGCUUCACGAUCUGGGUACGCAUACGCGGACUACGUUUCCAACACACCCCCAUCAGCUUCCGACACAAAUAACAGUCUAGCGGGAGCCCUUACGCUCCCCACCUCCGCCUCUAGCAUGAGCCCGAGUCCGCCUCUCCUGACGCACGCACUUAACCAGGGAAGCGGUGUUCGUUCUAGUACGGGCGUGGUCGCAGAAGGAGUGGAAGCUGCUGCAUAUGGAGCCCCAAGCGCCAACGCGAUUGAGAGGAGGUGGAGUGAUGCCUUGCAGCAGCGCGUGCAUGCAUAA
Fomitiporia mediterranea MF3/22 is the source of this 3300-nucleotide messenger RNA. RefSeq lists its product as uncharacterized. The record is from RefSeq and is a predicted model, not a curated record. Bases 1 to 3300 code for a protein of 1099 amino acids. NCBI's taxonomy places the organism in Eukaryota, Fungi, Basidiomycota, Agaricomycetes, Hymenochaetales, Hymenochaetaceae. The transcript is spliced from 3 exons.